GGAGGUAAAGGGCAGCGCGGAGUUGAAAGUCUACUCGGAAAAACAAAAAGAAAAAAACCAGUCUUCACUUCGAGACGACUCGACGAGAAGUCGAGUUGCCUCAGUUGUCGUUUGCUACUUGUGGAGAGAGGACGUGUAGUAGUGGCUUGUCGUGCUAUCUUAUGACUAUGAAAUCGCGAGGAUAUACGGUUGUGUAUGUGUAGUUAGUGUAGAAGUGACAUUCCGGGAUUAUAUACGACGAUCAAAAUGGUGUUAAGGGAUGUCCAUAAAGUGCUGUGGUGGUUGUUGGCUGUAUAUUCGUCCACCGUUUUCGCAGAAUUGUGUGAUGUCACAACUGGACAGGCUGUCGUCAUCCUGGACAUAACUGAGAGCGACGGAUCACAAGUCGACCAGUUGACCUCCCCCUCGGAGUUGCCCAUCGAGGGGCAGAUCGGCGUAGACACCGACCUGGAGAUCUCCUCGGAAGGGAAGGAAUACUUCACCCUGAAUGAGGGCAGACUUCAGCUCGUCCAGGCCCUCGACAGAGAUGCCAAUGAUCUCUCCACUUUGAGUUUCCAGUUGUCGUGUUCCAUCAAAAGCUCAGGUGAGGUGAGGAACAUACCUGUGAUCGUGCGAAUAACGGACAUUAAUGACAACAAGCCCGUAUUUUCCGGGUUACCCUACUCCAUCACCAUUCCAGAGAUAACGCCAGUAGGAACGACGGUCUUCAAAAACGUGUUGGCAGAUGACAUUGAUGCAGGUGUAAAUGGCCAGGUAGAUUACAGCAUCAUACCAGGUAACACGAAUCCGGAGAGCGAUGGGUACGGCUUCUUCGGCAUCACUCUCCCUCACCAAGGCCUCGUCAGCAUCAACAGAUCCCUUGACUAUGAGAGAACACCUGUCUACUACGUCACCAUCCAAGCUAUGGACCGAGCGGCAACAGCGGGACAGCGGCUCAGCAGCACUGCCACGCUCACGGUGAAUGUCGCGGACAGCGACGAUCAAGAUCCCGUCUUUGAGUAUGCAUCUUGCGCUCGCGUGGGCACCAUUUGCGCUAACCCUGAGUACCAUACGUCCGUCACCUCAGGAGAAGUUUCUGGUGUUCUUGGAAUUCAGCCCGAGAGAAUUCAUGCAAUGGAUUUGGAUUCUUUGGCAUCUCCUAUAAGAUAUUCCUUCAUGUCAGGACGUCCAGCAACUUAUGAUCGAUACUUUGCAAUAAAUACUAGAACUGGAGCAGUUACGCAUAUCGCAGCGAUUGACAGAGCUGUCACCAAAAAAUUUGAAAUUGUCUUGAAGGCUGAAGAAGAAAGUGAAGCAAAGAGAUUUGCAACUGCCAAGUUGAUCAUAGAUGUAAUGAGUGUUGACUCCUCCCCACCUAUGGUCACUGCCACCUCCUAUACUGGGAAUGUUGAUGAAAAUGCAGCUCCUGGAACACCAGUAUAUGAUGACUAUCCUGAUCCUCGGCCCAUUAUGCUGACUGUGUCAGACCCUGAUCUUAUGGAGACUGAUGAUAAACCAGUUUAUUCUUGGGAAUUGACUACAACAGCUUUCCGUGUGGCACCAGAUGGGCGACUAGUUGUUGCAGAGAGCAGCCUUGAUAGAGAUCCUCCUAAUCCUGGAUUAUAUACUUUUCAGAUAGUGGCACGAGAGACCAAAGGCAAUAAGGCUGCUAGUGCACCUAUCACUCUCACUGUUGUAUUGAAUGAUGUCAAUGACAAUGAACCAAGACUACCUGUAUAUCCACCAAUAUCUGUUCAAGCUGGUUCAGCCUUCAGGAAUAUUGCUAAGAUUACUGCUAAGGACAAUGAUGCUGGAAAAAAUGCCGAGAUUGAAUACAGUAUCUACCAAGUUUCCAAGAAUGGGAAGGACAAGUUCACUAUUAAUGGCACUACUGGUGAAUUGGCCCUUGUUGGUGAAGUAGAUGCAGGAGCACAGUAUUCAGUUACAGUCAGGGCUACUGAUAAAGGAGGAUUGUAUAGUCAAAGUAUUAUUGAUGUCAUAGUUAACAGAGGACCGAACAAAGGAGGCCCAGUAUUCACUCUUCCUCGUUACUCUGCAUCCGUUAGUGAAGGAACCCCACCGAAUUCUGUUAUUUUAACUUUGUCGGCCAUAGACCCAGAAGGAGAUCAAUCUCGUUUCUCAUUAGUUAAUGGCAAUGAACUCCGCCACUUUGAUAUUGGAGAAACUUCAGGGAUGCUCCGUCUAAUUGAUAAGUUAGACAGAGAAAGUUUAGAUGCAUACUCAUUGGUUGUGAAAGCAGAAGAUCCAGAAGGCUUGGCAAACACAGCUACAGUUAGUAUAACAGUGGGAGAUAUCAAUGACCAAACCCCAGAAUUUUUAGGUCUUCCCUAUUCCUUUAGAGUGAAUGAAGGCCAAGAAAAUGCUGUGGUUGGUACUGUAAAGGCUGAGGAUGGUGACGAGGGAAUACGGGGUGAAGUUUUCUAUUAUGUUCCUGAAGAUUCUCCAUUCACUAUUGCAAGUGAUACAGGGGAAAUAAGAACUAAGCAGGCUCUUAACUAUGAGAAGGAGCAGGUACACUAUUUAGUUGUAACAGCUAAAGACGGUGCAACUGAUCCUCACAUAGCUACAGCUACAGUAACUGUUCUUGUGAGUGAUGUUGGAGAUGAACCACCAGUCUUUUCUCAACAAGUCUACGAAGCCUCUGUUGCUGAAAAUUUACCUGAUGCACUGCUAGCCAUAGUGUCUGCAACUGAUCCAGAUACUAUACCAGAGAUAACUUAUGUUUUGGUGAAUGGUAGUUCCCUGUUGUUCAAUAUAGAUCCAGAGAGUGGCCGUGUUACUACAGCCCGUGGAUUGGACUAUGAAGUACAGUCACAGCACACUAUCGUCAUUGGAACCCUUGAAAAUCCAAGUGGUGGUCCUCAGGCAACUUGUUCUGUUCUAGUAACAGUAGAAGAUGUUAAUGACAACCCUCCAGUAUUCAACGAUCAGUUACUCUCUUUUACAAUACCUGAGGCAAAACCACCUGGGUCAUUAAUUGCUACUGUCACUGCUGUAGAUAGUGAUGGUACCAAGCCUAACAAUAUGGUCGAGUAUGAAUUGACUGGUUUCGAUAAUGCACUUGAGUAUUUUGAAGUUAAUAAAGAAUCAGGUGAUAUCACCAUAAAAGCUGAUCUCCAAACUGAACCAGAAUCUGAUUUCACACUACAAUUAGUAGCACGAGAUGGUGGUGAACCGCAGCUUGAAACUACAUCAACAGUUUCAGUAUUCGUUGAACGUCCAAUUCCAGAAGAAACAAGUGAAGAGUUAUAUGCUUCAUUUUCCAGUGAUAAAUUCACUGCUGCAGUUUCUGAAGAGCUGGAAGUAGGCAUGCUUGUUAAAAAAUUGACAGUCCUCAACAAGCCAGAUAUUCAGAGACACCUACGCUGUGAAAUCACAGAAGGCAAUGACUUAGGAAUAUUUGAAAUGGAUGUCACUGCUGAGAGGCAUUGUGCUAUAAAGCUUAAAACGCCUCUUGAUUAUGAGUCCAGAAGCAACUAUUCUUUGACUGUUUUGUUAAAGUCCCCAUCAGCCCCAUCAAAUAUAACAAAUAGAAUUGCGAAGGUAGAUAUCAGUGUGACAGAUGAAAAUGACAACAAGCCAGAAAUAUUUGCUGAUUCCCCAUACAAUAAUCGUACUCAUGGAUAUUUUGCCUUUAUAUCUGAGGAUUCUCCUGUUAAUACACAAGUAAUAAGGUUCAAGGCAGAGGACAAGGACUCUUUCAGUAACACGAUUCACUAUGAACUGGUUCCAGAGAGUAAUCGUGGACGCUAUUUUCGAAUUGAUUCUACCGGUCGCAUCAAAACAGAUCGGGAACUAUCGGGAGUACCCUCAGAGCUGCUUCCAUUCAAUUUGACUGUUAUAGCCAAGGAUAGCCCUCACAACAGCUCUUCUGUCUCACUCACUACCUCAGCCUCAGUUACUGUUAAUGUGGUUGGAGAAAAUCAUCACAUAGUGUUAGUCAUUGAUGAAUCUCCUGAAAAAGUAAAAGGCAGACAAGAAGAUCUUGCAAAAGUUAUUCAGGAAGAUUCAAAUCAUAUCAUUAAGAUUGAGAGAAUAGAACCACGCAAAUAUAUUGGAAAUGGGACCAUUGAGAGGGAUGAUGGAGCAACAGAUGUAUGGUUCAUUGCGGCUGAUUCCAACUCUGGUCGGUUAAUAGACUGGAAACAAUCAGAUUUAGGGGAACUCUUCAGUAAUAGUUCUAGUGAGAGUACAAGUGUUGUGAAUCUAAUAAAUGAAAAGCUCGGUCUCCAAGCAACAGAUAUUCGAUCUCCAGUUUUGCUCCAGCCUGUAGUGGAAACAGUUGCUCCUCCAGUCAGAGAUGUAGUCACUUUAGAAGCUUUUCAAAUAGCACUCAUUGUCCUUGCUGGCUUCAUUGUGGUUUUAGGAAUCACUGGCAUUUGUUACAUUUGCUUCCAGUGGAAAAGGUAUGUCAGACAUCGAGAUGAGGCUAGCAAAGCUGUGGUGGUAGUAGCUCCACCUUAUGAAAGAGUGGGAUCUAUCAUAGAACCAGCAGCAAAGGAAUAUGAAGUGCAGGUUCUUCAUAUGAGUGUUCCUAUGGAUGAUGACUCUGUACAAGAUUUACCAAUAGAUAUACGUCCUUCACAUCAUUUUUCAAUGGAUAAUGUGUCAUAUAUAACAAAACAACAAUUGAGUGAGGAUGAGAGUAGUAAUAGCAGCAGAGAUUUGGACAUGGACUUAGGAAGGUCUCAUCACCCUCAUGAUGAGCCUGUCGGAAUUGACUGGGAUAGUCCUCCUCCUGGACAACGGCAUUUGCAGCACAUGGCUGCCAUGGCAGCUUCAUCUCCUUCCGGAAGGAAUCCAGCUUAUGAGCACUUUGCUGAUGACGAUGAUGGAGGUGAUGGUCCAAUUAGUGUAAGCGCAACAAAUGAAAAUGUAAUGUUUGGUCGUCGUGGUAUUUUGGAUCCUUCUCCUGUACAAACAACUACAGAACUUUAGAGAAUAAGAGAACUUUAAAAAUAUGCACAUAUGUUACAAUUGACUAAAUAUUAUAGAACAUUUCUCCACAGAACCACAGAACAUUAUUAAAUAUGUAUUGAGUUUUUAUUAGAAAAUUCUAUAUUUACGUAUAGCAUUUAUAAAGAAUUCUUACCUUAAUCAUAGCUUUUACCACUGUAAUUGUAGUACUCAAAAUAUGUAUCAAUUUGUUAUUUUUACAGUAUUAUAGCUCUUGUGUCAUGAAAAAUGCCAUCUAUUUAAUUAGACAACUUAAGAAUGCCCCAGUGGCCAUACGUAUGGCAACUUGUUUCCUUUAAACAAGACAAAAUUUUCAUUCUCAAGUAAGGACAAGCUUUAAAACAUAGUUAGAAUUAUCAGUCCUGACUUUUUCCUUUUCUAUUGUCAGUAUGAUACAACAAGCUGCACUGUAACAACAUUAAUCCUUAUUCAAGUAACUGAGUUGUAAAAAAACUUAAAAAUGAUUAAGCUAGUUUGCUGAAAACUGAGGUGAUAAAUUGUUUUAGCUUUAUAACUAACUCAAGGAUGUGCCUUGGGGAAAUAUUACUUCUAAAGCUGGUGAGAACCCUGGAAAAAAACUAGCCUUCAUUUGCCAUGCAGCCAUAUUCAGGUAGGUAAGUCUUAGUAUACAUUCCUGAUUUUUCUUAUAAAUCCUUAUUGCCAGCAGCUCAAUGUGCUCAGUUACCAUCAUGAUUGUGUGCUAAUAGGUUUGUGUUAAGGGAGAAAGGCGACUACCAUCUUUAAAACAAUCAUUACCAUAUCUCUUUGAGACUUAUUCCCCUGAAAUAAGGGGCACUAUAUUUAUGUACAUAAUUAUUAUUUUAUCAUUACUUUUUCAUAACUAUAAUGAAAUAAUAAAUUCUAAUGUAAAAUAAUUGAUAGUAUACGUACUGUAUAUGCAUUUAAUUACUUUGUAAAUAAUACCCAUGGUAGAUAGAAAAAAAUUAACAUCAUAGGAAGCUGCUAAGUUUACAUGAUGUGAGGAACUACAGUUUGCAACAAUAUUUGUUUAAUUAUGAAAUUUUUUGUAAAUAUUCAAGAGGGGACUCAAUUCUUUUCUGUUUUGCUAACCCUUUCAGUGGCUGGUGGCAUAGGUGCUGUCUUGUAAUGUAAGAUUUGAGUGGCAGCAGGUAGGCUAGUUGGAUUUUCAAGUCAUAUGGUUUUCAGUUAUUUUGUAUGUACAGUAUAAUUAAUUUUCUUGCUAGAAUUUAUUUAAAAGUUGUGAAAUACAUAUUUAAACUUUUUCUACAAAGCAUCAUAAUUUUAUUUUUUAGAAAGUAAAUCAAAGAAAUGAAUGUUUUGGAAUGCAUACUUUACAAAGCUUAAGUUGAAGAGUGUUGGUAGGUUGGUGAAUAUGAACCAGGUGGCAGAUAUAGCUAUCCUGUUACCAACCUUGCAUGAAAGGGUUAACAUUUCUCUUUCCAUUACAUUUGUUUGUACAGAAGUAAAUUCUGUGAUCCAGCUAUCAUAUUUUGUGCUUAUCAUUUAUGUGAUAUGUAGCAGCAGUAAUGAGGUUAAUCGUUUAGAAAACUCUCUGCCAAUUCAUUGUAAUGACGUAGAUAUGCCAUUGAAAGUUUUGACUUUUUACCAAAGCAGUUUUAGUUUGGGAAUCUUGUAUUUACAUAUUUGUAAAUAUUUUUUUAAUUUAUGCUACUCAUUUUGUCAUAUUGAUCUUAAUUUGUAUGUACGUAGUGUGACAGUUUUGAGGUUAUGUGACAUAAACUAUACGUAGUUUUAACCAUCAGCAUUAUUGCACUAAAAAUGAGCUCAUCUACCUUUAUUUAGUAGUAUAUAUACCAGGUGCUUUCAUAUUUCCUGGCAAAUGCUCUUUAUGGCCUUGCAAUUAUGCUGAAAAGUUGUAGAAAAUUUUACAUAACAGGAAUGUAGAGUAUUUUGCAAGGAUUUUGUAGUACAUUUUCAAGUGUAUUGCAUGUAAAAUAUUGUAAUGUCCUUUUGUUAAUAUGUACUGUAUUUGUAUAUUCUAUUACUCUAACACGGUGUGCCAUUAAUAUUUUCACAUUUUGUAUAGCACAUCAUUCCAAACUGUUUAUAUUGUUCAUUUUUUUAAUAAAAGACAAAAUAAGA
This is a messenger RNA of Macrobrachium nipponense, 7041 nucleotides long. It is a transcript of the gene Cad99C, whose product is annotated as cadherin-99C-like. The record is from RefSeq and is a predicted model, not a curated record. The coding region runs from base 247 to 4938 and encodes 1563 amino acids. NCBI's taxonomy places the organism in Eukaryota, Metazoa, Arthropoda, Malacostraca, Decapoda, Palaemonidae. The transcript is spliced from 32 exons. Gene Ontology annotation, biological process: homophilic cell-cell adhesion; calcium-dependent cell-cell adhesion; cell-cell adhesion mediated by cadherin. Gene Ontology annotation, cellular component: adherens junction; catenin complex; plasma membrane. Gene Ontology annotation, molecular function: calcium ion binding; cadherin binding.